Drosophila gunungcola (fruit fly) is the source of this 1600-nucleotide messenger RNA. Its product is annotated as homeobox protein Nkx-3.2. Gene Ontology annotation, molecular function: DNA-binding transcription factor activity, RNA polymerase II-specific; DNA binding. NCBI's taxonomy places the organism in Eukaryota, Metazoa, Arthropoda, Insecta, Diptera, Drosophilidae. Gene Ontology annotation, biological process: regulation of DNA-templated transcription. The record is from RefSeq and is a predicted model, not a curated record. Bases 150 to 1385 code for a protein of 411 amino acids. The transcript has 4 exons.
UGGUGUUUGUGUUGCACGUUGUGCCAACGUUUUCGUGUCACAGCCACGCGUUUUUGCCGACGCGUUUUUAUUCGCCCCAUUAAAGAGUCAAUAUACACUGCAGAAAUCACCAGGAUGUGCUAAAUAGGUCCGAGCCACCCCACCUGAAGAUGCCGCAACGAACACCCAGUCCCGCUAAUUCCGAGAUAUCGGUGGGUUCCCCCAGCCCGCCGCCCAUGAGAUCGUUGAACUUUAAGCGCUUACGGCUUCUGAGGAGUCCUGUAAGCCUGGAAAAUGGGCGGCAGAAAUUAUCAUCCGUCAGGGUCAAAAGCUUUUCCAUAGCCGAUAUCCUGGGACGGGAAAACGAUGAGGAUCUGCAGAAGAAACCGCAGGAAAAUGCAGUUUCCAAUGUGUUACCAACAGUAUCUGCUCCACAAGUGCUGGUCAACGAGCGAUUGCAGGCCCCAGUAGUACAGCAUUGUCCUGCGGCGGCUGCUCUGAAUCCUUUCUUAUCGCCCGCCAUGCUGCGCAGUUAUGAGCAGCGAUUGGCCUGGGACUAUCAGCGCCAGCUGCAGGAGCAUUUCCAGGCACAGGCCCACCUCCUCCGCCAAAUGAACUUGAACCCCGCGAUUGUUGCCUCCGAGGACGGCAGCUCAGAGCGUUCGCAUCGAUCCAGUAGUAGCAAUGGCAGUACUGAGUUCUGCAGUCCCAGACAGGUGGAAAAACUUGGUGUCCAAGAGGGCGGCAAAGAAGUCGGCAAGAGGUCGGUGGAGGAUCAGCCAACGGGGGCAGGCAAUUCAAAUGGGGACACUCCUUUGGACGCCCUGUUCCAGUUGUCCACCAAGAACUUUGACGAGGAACAAGAUCCAGCCACUUUAAACAUAUUCGCAGCGCGAUCAAAUCCAAAAAAGAAACGGAAGUCCCGUACCGCAUUCUCCAAUCAUCAGAUUUUCGAGCUGGAGAAGCGCUUUCUCUACCAAAAAUAUCUCUCGCCAGCUGAUCGCGAUGAAAUUGCUAGCGGCUUGGGUCUCUCCAAUGCACAGGUCAUCACUUGGUUCCAAAAUCGGCGGGCCAAACUCAAGAGGGACAUGGAGGAGCUGAAAAAGGAUGUGCAAUGCGAGAAACUACCCGACCAGUCAGCAGACCCCAAUCGUUCGCACCACCAUCAUCACCAACAUCUCCCACACAUGCAGAGCAUCGGACAGGAUAAGGAUAAGGAGCGGGAGAAGGAGAAGGAAAAGGAAAAGGACAAAGAGGAGCUGCGCAUGUUGAAGCUAAUGACCCUGAUGCGCUACUCGGAUGGCAAGUUGCUGUACACGCAGCCUCCGCUUCCUGGCCCGUAUUUGCCCUCUUCCCAAAGGCAAAACAGUGAGAACGAUUGCGUUUAUUUGCCAAAAACAAAAUAAAACCUCCAAGUCUAGGAGAAAAUUCAAAAGGCUUAUUUGGAUUUUAUUAACUUGAGUAUUAAUUCCCAAUAAAUUAUAUAUCCCACGUAAGAAUGGCACUGUGCAUUCUCCCACAAAAUAGAACUAUUCAAACAAUGUGUAAUAUUAGAAAAUUUAAUCAAUUUUAGCUUGUGCACAGCUUAAUUUGUUUUUUGUCUAAAAGUAAACGAGAAGUU